GAUAUAUCGAUAUUUUAAAUAUAUUUUGGAUAGCCAGCCCUAGUCGCAAUUCAGCAAAGAAUUAUUAAAAAAGAAGAAAGUCCGCAUACUUUCGAAAAUGGAGGACAUAAUGUGCGAAAUUUGCCUAAAAGGUUUUUUAGACAAAGACGAACUUCAACUUCACAUCCGUAAGCACACUGAAAAGAGGCCGUAUAAUUGCUCGCAGUGCUCGAAAUCCUUUCCACGACAAUGCGAUUUAAGAUUACACUUCCGUAACCACACUGGUGAACGACCCUUCAUAUGCUCCGUAUGUUCGAAAAGUUUCGCACAAAAAUCCAAUCUAGAAAAACACAUCCGUACGCACUCGAGUGACAAACCAUUCAAAUGCCCCGACUGCCCAAAAUCCUUUCAACUAAAAACCUAUCUCAUGGGACACAUGCUUACCCACAGAGGGGAUCGACCCUGCCUAUGUUCGUACUGCGGAAAGUCUUUUUCGUAUAAUCACGAGCUCGAAAAACACAUUCGUACUCACACGGGAGAGCGUCCGUUUAAGUGUAUUCACUGCCCCAAGGACUUUGUUAACACCAAAGCUCUCACAGCUCAUAUGCGGAAGCACACGAAUGAUCACGAAACACCUUACCAGUGUCCUCAGUGUUCCAAAGUUUUCAAAAUGCAAAGCAGCCUUAAAACUCACAUUCUAAUGCAUACGGAUGAACGACCUUACAAAUGCAGCGACUGCUCAAAGUCCUUCGUACAAAAAUCCCAUCUUAAUGUACACUUCCGAACUCACACGGGGGAUCGACCCUACAAAUGCUCUCACUGCUCGAUGUCAUUUCUACAAAACUCCCAUCUCCAAGUACACAGUCGUAUCCACACGGGAGAAAACCCCUAUAAAUGUCCACACUGCUCCAGGUUAUUUAAAUACAAUAACAGAAGCUACAAACAACAUAUCCUUAAACACACAAGCAACAAUGACUUGACGAGCGACGAGCGACCGUACAAGUGCUUGCACUGCUCCAAGUCAUUUAAAUCCAAUAACAAAAGCUACAAAAAACACAUCCUUAGUCACACAAGCAAUGACUUGUGUGCCAGUGGAGUACCCGACGAGAUAACACCGCUCCUAGAAACUAAACUGGAACCUCUGUAAAGAUUUCGAUGAUAAGAUAAAGGAUACGUUCGGAAUGCGAGUGCAUUAUUGCAACUAUUAAAAGGGGAUAAUUUAGGUAUUCGCAGACGGAACUACAUUAUGAACCAUUCGGACACUCACGAAAGAUUCGCAACAAUUUCGAGCUGAAGACAUAAUACAUUGAAUGUAAUUUAGUGAUAAAAAAGUAGAUUUAUUAUUCAGAACAGUCUCGAUAUUAACAAUAAAAACAUAUACAGGCAGACUCCCGUUUUCGCUUACUUUGGCGUUUUACUUUUUCAGCCAAAAGUCAUACCUUUCAUUUCAAGGCGCUCUGACAUUCGCAGAAGUGUGGUUUAUUUCAUCCUGUACUGUUAGGCGCAAAACUUAUUUCUAUUAUUCAUACGCGUUAGUGCCAGCUUAUACAAAAAGCCCCUUGUUAUGGUUAACAGGGAUUUAUCGAUAGCCAGAUCGGGCUGCCACAGCUGUAAAGAUGAAUUCACUUUUUGUUUUUGCCCAGAAAAAUUUUUUCAGAUGAAAUCUCGAGGUUGGUUUAUAUGAAAAUUAUUUAUAAAAAGUGCACAAGCUGAAUUGAACUGGUAAUGGUUUCAAAUCCAUGUCAAUGCAUCAAACAGCCAUCUAUUUUUUGUUUAUUUUUCAAUUAAGAUUAGUUUUGUUGUAUAUAAAGCCGUUUACUUUUCAUUUUGGUGAGGAAUUUGCAAUUGUUUUGAAAACGGAAAAAUGUUGCGGUUUCCGAAUGCGGGAGUGCUUAACUUUCCGUUUUCAAAAGUAUAUUUUAUUGAUAGUGACAACCGGAGCCUGCCUGAA
Molecule: messenger RNA, 1930 nt
Organism: Drosophila obscura
Lineage: Eukaryota; Metazoa; Arthropoda; Insecta; Diptera; Drosophilidae
Product: gastrula zinc finger protein XlCGF52.1-like
Exons: 2
Coding region: 98-1126 (342 amino acids)
Cellular component (GO): nucleus
Source: RefSeq, a predicted model, not a curated record